GCAAACCCACCCACAACCCCCCGGGCGCCACCCGCGCCGGCAGCGCCGCUUGGCCCCGCUGAGCUCCCGUCGGUCGCUGCCGGGGGCGGGGCCGCAGCGGCAGCCAUGGCGGCGCCCAUCGUCCCGGAGACUGAGAGCAUCCGCAAGGCCGUGUCGCUGCUGAACGCCGUGGCGGCGGGCCGCUUCCCGCGCCUGCUCUCCCGCCUCCUCCAGAAGCUGCACCUGAAGGCUGAAAGCAGCUUCAGUGAAGAGGAGGAAGAAAAACUUCAAGUAGCUUUUUCAUUGGAAAAGCAGGAUCUUCAUCUAGUUCUUGAAACAAUAUCAUUCAUUUUGGAACAGGCAGUCUAUCAUAAUUUGAAGCCUGCUGCACUGCAACAGCAGCUGCAAAGCAUUCACCUCGAUCAAGACAAAGCAGAAGCAUUUGCCAGUGCAUGGGCAGCUGCAGGUCAAGAUACGAUUGAAAAGUUCAGGCAGAGGGUUUUGACCCCUCAGAAGCUUGAAACAAUUGGAUGGCAGCUUAAUCUUCAAAUGGCCGAGUCCAUGCAAGCAAAACUAAAAUCUCCUCGAGCUGUACUAGAGCUGGGAGUGAGCAAUGAAGAUUCAAAGAACCUGAAGAAAGUGUUUGCAGAAUUUAGUCACCAGGAGCUGUUUGAGUUCUAUAACAAGCUGGAGACUAUACAAGCACAGCUGGAUUCCCUUACGUGAUGUUUUCGAAGACUUAUUUCUCCAUCACACUCCUGCCACCUCAUUAUUUUGAAUUGAAGAUAGAUUGCCAAGCUGUGUUUGCUGAAGGAUUCAGUGGGUUGCUUCCUGUAAAAUUAUAUGGCUUAUCUCCUUUUAGACCAGUAACAUUAGCCAAGGGCGAGUGUGUUAAGAGUUCUGAAGGUUCGAAUGGACUUUCUCUUGUUUUUCUGAGCAUUUGUGAAGAAUGGUUUUACUUGCAGGAAAAAAAAGAGAAUGCUAUCCUGCUUCAGAGAUUUUUUUUUUGUCCUGUUACAUGUGAUGUUUGAUUCCAAUGGAAAUUUGCAUACUAGUGAGGGACCAGGAAUAAAAUUUAUCUUUUAGACAUAAAAGGAAUAUAAAACUCUAGUAGGAACAGUAGUAAUAAAAUAUAUAGCUAAUGAAAUCUCCGUCUUUCUGAAUUGUUAUUCACAUGAUUGAUAAUGCUUAUUGUAAAUUUGUCAAAAUAAAUUCGGAAUAUAAAAAUGGA
Molecule: messenger RNA, 1210 nt
Organism: Dromaius novaehollandiae (emu)
Lineage: Eukaryota; Metazoa; Chordata; Aves; Casuariiformes; Dromaiidae
Gene: COMMD10
Product: COMM domain containing 10
Exons: 7
Coding region: 106-705 (199 amino acids)
Source: RefSeq, a predicted model, not a curated record